AUGGGCAAGACCAUUGAGCUAUGGAAGCGCAACCCUGUCGAGUGUAUCAAGGAGCUUAUAGGCAAUCCUGCUUUCAAAGAUGAUAUCAAAUAUGCACCGGAGCAACACUUCACUUCACCCGACUGCAACAAUCAUAUAUUCAACGAAAUGUGGACAGGAGAAUGGUGGUGGGACAUCCAGAAAGAACUCCCACACAAUGCGACAAUCACACCUGUCAUUCUCGCAUCAGACAAGACCCAAUUGUCCACAUUUAGUGGUGAUAAGCAGGCCUGGCCUGUGUAUCUUAGCAUUGGAAAUAUCCGCAAGUCUGUUCGGUGUGCUCCUUCUGCUCGGGCAACUGUACUAGUUGGCUAUCUUCCUGUCACAAAGCUAGAGUGCUUUUCGGACAGCCGACGGGCUCUGGAAGGCUACCGACUCUUUCAUACUUGCAUGCACUCACUCCUGGAACCGCUGAUAGCAGCAGGAAAACAAGGUGUCAGGAUGGUGUGCACUAAUGGUCAAGUGCGCAGGAUAUACCUGAUUGUUGCAGCAUACAUUACGGACCACCCGGAACAGUGCCUCAUGGCAUGCUGCAAGGAGAAUCACUGCCCAAAGUGCACAGUCAAGCCUGAUCAGUGUGGAGAACUUCUGAACUCACUGUUGCGGGAUCCUCAGGAAACCUGUGAAACAAUUGCCAGGGAAUCACAUGGACAGAAGCCUGAAAAGUUCGAGGCACAAGGCAUGCGCCUCAUUGAUCCAUUCUGGCAGGAGCUACCACACUGCAAUAUCUUUGCUUGCAUUGCACCCGAUCUUCUGCAUCAGCUUCACAAAGGUGUUUUCAAAGACCAUACUGUCAAGUGGGCAACUGAAUGCUUUGCUGGAGGAGCUGCUGAGAUUGAUCGUCAUUUCAAGGCAAUGACACAUCAUCCAAAUUUGCGGCACUUCAAGAAAAGCAUUUCAACAAUUUCCCAGUGGACUGGCACAGAGUAUAAAAAUAUGGAGAAGGUAUUCCUCGGGGUGCUUACUGGUGGUGCAUGCAGUCCUGCAGUCUUGCGUGCAGUUCGUGCAGUGUUGGACUUCAUCUACUAUGCGCACUUCGAAACACAUACCACAGAUUCUAUCAUCCAGCUCGAGGCCACCUUAGAUGCUUUCCAUGAAAACAAGCAUGUAUUUGCGGAUGAAGGUGUUCGUGAUGACUUCAACAUACCAAAGGUUCACUCAGAAGUUCAUUAUGGCACCUCAAUCCGCUCACUAGGAACCGCUGAUGGCUUCAACAUGGAAGGAUCUGAAAGACUACAUAUUGACUAUGCAAAACAGGGUUAUCGUGCAAGCAACAAGAAGGCAUAUGUUAAACAAAUGACAGUCUGGCUGACAUGCCAGGAGACCAUUCACCAGUUCCGAAGCUAUCUUGCAUGGGCAGAGCCUAUGAGCACCUCAGUAGAUGUCCCUGAUGAUGAGGAUGAUGAAGAUCUUGAUGAUGAUAAUGAGGAGGAGAUAGAGGAGACAUCAAACACUUACUCAGUAGCCAAGGAACCUGGGCUGGGUCAGGUGAGCAUCAAGACGCUCACUGAAACAUUUGGGUGCACAAACUUUCUGUGCAAUCUGGAAGACUUCCUGUGCAAGUCUACACACAACAAGAAGCUUCCCAAAGUAGCAGAGCACAUGUAUGAGCAAACAAGGUUUGCUGUGUACAAGCGGAUGAAGGUGGACUUACCUGCUGCACGUCAAGUUUCAUGCAUCAAUGGGCGGCAGGACACAGUACGUGCAAUGCCUGCAAUUCCAGCAACAAUCCACAGAAAGGUGGUCCCAUCACACUUUGACACAGUUUUGGCUUAUGAGUUCCUGCCUGAUGUAGUUGGGUCUGAUAAAGUUGACCCAUUAGAAGGCCAGUCCAUCUUCUGCAUCCCAGAAACAUAUGGCCGCUUCGCAUCAAAGCACCCACUAGCAUAUGUGGAAUGGUUUACUCCACUACAGACAAUAUGCCCAGAUACUGGUAUGUUCAAGAUUUCACCCUCAACACGUCGACAUCGCCAUCGCACAGCAAUCAUUCCAAUCACACAGAUAGCCCGUAGUUGUCACUUGAUCCCACAUUGGGGUCAUGUAAUGGACCGCACCUGGGCAUCUGCAGAUAUCCUUGAUAAGUGUUCCUCAUUCUAUGUCAACCCAUAUCUUCAUCAUGAUGAUUUCCUCUUGCUACAGUACCUACAAAGUCAGUCAAAAAGCUAG
Postia placenta MAD-698-R-SB12 is the source of this 2205-nucleotide messenger RNA. RefSeq lists its product as hypothetical. Lineage: Eukaryota; Fungi; Basidiomycota; Agaricomycetes; Polyporales; Adustoporiaceae. The record is from RefSeq and is a predicted model, not a curated record. The transcript is spliced from 2 exons. Bases 1 to 2205 code for a protein of 734 amino acids.